Messenger RNA from Onychostoma macrolepis, 741 nucleotides. Its product is annotated as probable N-acetyltransferase CML5. NCBI's taxonomy places the organism in Eukaryota, Metazoa, Chordata, Actinopteri, Cypriniformes, Cyprinidae. The record is from RefSeq and is a predicted model, not a curated record. Gene Ontology annotation, molecular function: N-acetyltransferase activity.
GAAUAACAGAUCAAGCAGGAGAAGCCUGUGUAACGUCCUAAAGCCUCGAUGUUGUGGUAUCAGAUCCAUGAGUAUCAGGAUGCAGAUUACUCUGCUGUGAGGACAAUAUACUCCACUGGGUUCAGAGAGCAUGUUGGAACUGUGUAUCUUCUGGCCUUGAAGCAACCAUGGAUUCAAGCUAUGCUGUGUAGAUUCUGUCUUCUCACUUAUAUCCUCUCCGGCUCGAUCCUGACCUGUAUUUUGUGUGUCGGAGGGGUUAUGCUGGCUAUUCGGAUGGCAGUGCAGUAUGUUUUUGAGCAGGGUAUUCAGCUUGGGCUCAGAGAGGAUCUGCUGGACAUCAGGAACUCCUACAUGCAGCCUGAAAGCAGAAGCUGCUUUUGGGUCGCAGAAAUGAAAGGGUCUAUUGUCGGGACGGUGGGCAUUUUGCCCUGUGUGGAGGAGCCAGGUGCUUGGGAACUGAAAAGGAUCUCUGUGAAAAGGGGUCAUGGCCUUGCGAAAGCUCUUUGUAAAACUGCUUUGGAAUUUGUUGCCAGACAUAAUGUGAAGAGAGUGGUGCUUUUCACCUCUAUGGUCCAAACUGAUGCUCAUAAGCUUUAUGACAGCAUCGGGUUUGAAAAGGAGGAGGAGUUUGUGUGGCCAUCACUUCCUGCCAGGCUGAUUAAUUUCAUGGUGUUUAAAUAUGCACACAGAAACAGUGGUGUCAUGUCAUGCUAAGUGUGUUAAUUUCUGUCAAGAUCCCUA